AUGGAUUCCUCACCUACACUCUCAAUCCAAAAUUUUACAAUUAUUUGGUUAACAAAUAUUAAGGAUGACACAAAUUCUCUUAUACAUCUUCAACGUAUUUUCAAUACAAGUAGAAAAUUUACUGAAGCUGCUGAAUGUAUUAAGUAUAUAACUGAAUUCGAAGCAAACAAAGUAUUUAUGAUAAUCGAUUGUACUUUCGAAAAUGAAUUAAUUUCAUUUAUUGAUGAAUUACCUCAAAUUAAUUCAAUUUAUUUAUUGAAAAGUCAGCAAAUACAACAUCAUUUUACCGAUUUACAAUCAACAAAAAUCAAAGGAACCUUCGACAAUAUUGAAUCAAUUUGUAAUUUAAUCAAAGGAAAUAUACAACGAUGGAAUGAUACUGAAUUUUCAAUUAGCAGUAUUUCUCCAGAAGAUAUUUCAAGCAAUGAUUUAAAUCGACUUGAUCAAUCAUUUAUGUAUUCACAAUUAAUUAAAGAAAUUCUUCUUGAUAUUGAAUACAAUCUUGUUAUAGCAAAGACUGAACUUACUGAAUAUUGUCGUCAUAUUCAAAGUUGUGGUGGUACAAAAAAUGUUUCAUCUGUUAUUGAUGAAUUCAAACGAGAUUACGAUAAACAUUCACCUGUUUGGUGGUAUACUCGAGAUUGUUUUACUUAUGAUAUGUUGAAUAAAGCAUUAAGAGAUCAAGAUGCAAAGACAUUAAUCAAAAUGGGUUUCUUUUUACGUGAUGUUCAUCGACGAAUUGAAUAUCUUCAUAGUAUGAAAUCUUUAAAUCAAUUGAUUGUUUAUCGAGGACAAGGAAUGCAUGAAGAUGAAUUCAAGAAGAAAAUACUCAUGAACCCAAGUGGUCUUCUUUCGUUUAAUAAUUUUCUUUCAACAAGUCGUAAUUAUGGCUUGUCAAAAGGGUUUGCCGACUUGAUUCCUAAAGAACAAACACUAGUAGGUAUUGUAUUUGAAAUGGAUAUUGAUGGAACAAUUUCAUCAGCACCAUUCGCUGAAUUAGAAGGUAAUGAUUCUUGUUUUGGUUCGGAAAAAGAAAUUCUCUUUUCAAUGCAUACCAUCUUUCGCAUCGGUGAAGUCGAAGAAAUUGAUAAUCGACUUUGGUAUGUUCGACUCAAAUUAACUAGUGAUCAUGAUAAAGAGUUGCUUCGUCUUAGCAAAAAGAUAUGUAGAGAAAUUCGUGGAAAUUCACCACGAUAUCGACUGAGUCAUUUAUUGGGAAAAAUGGGUAAAUUCAAUGAUGCUACCGGUGUACUUUUGGAACUUUUAAAUACAAUAUCGGAAAAUAAUUGGAUAUUUCAUGCUGCUAUUGAUCAUCAACUUGGAGUUAUGCAUAGAGAAAGAAGAGAGUAUGAUGUGGCAUUGUCAUUUUAUAAUGCAGCUUUGAAAUAUUUACAUCAUAUUUCUCCAAUCGAUCAUCAAUCUUUAGGCAUUACUUACAGUGAUAUUGGAGAAAUACAUCGAGAACAAGGAGAUAAUACGAAAGCAUUGAUAUAUUAUCAACAGACAUUGAAUCUUUUUGAAAAAUCAUUUAACGAUAUUGAGCCAUGGCAAUUUGCUACUCUUUACAGUAAUAUUGGUCAAGUUUUUCGAUCCAUGGGAGAUUAUUCUACUGCACUUAAAUUUUUUCGAAAAACAUUGACUAUUUUUAAAACAAAUCUUCUUUCCAAUGAUCCAUUAUUUGCUGUUAUUUAUAAUAAUAUUGGCUCAGUCUAUGAUGAGAAAGGUGAUAAUUUACGUGCAUUGGAAUUCUAUAAAAGAACACUUGCUAUCGAGCAACGAUCGUUACCAGCCGAACACCCAUCGUUGGCUAUUACUCACAAUAAUAUCGGGAAUAUCUAUGUUAAGACGAUGGAUUAUCAAAUGGCACUUUCAGAGUUUGAAAAAUCGAUUCAUAUCGCUGAAAACUCCACUGAUCCUAAUCAUCCAGGUUUGGUUGGCUUUUAUACCAACAUGGGUAAAAUUUACGUAUUGAAGGAUCGUGAUUUUUCGACAGCAUUAUUUUUCUAUGAAAAAGCACGUCAUAUACUUGAAAAAAAUGGUGCACCCGACAAUCCCGAUCUUGCUAUUGUUUAUUAUCAAAUUGGUGAUGCAUAUUGUAUGAAAAGAGAAUAUUGGAGUGCACUUGAUUUUCUUGAGAAAGCUCUUAAAAUUCAAGAAAAGAGUUUAUUAUCAGAUCAUCUUUCCAAAGCAUAUACUUAUGUCAGUAUGGCUAAAGUAUUCUACGGUCGUCUUGAUGAUAAAAAAGCCUCCAAAAAUUUGAAAUUUGCUUUUCAAAUUGCUUUGCAAGAUAAAACUCCUGCCCAUAAAGAAGCUUUUAAAAAAUUUCUCGAAAUUGCCACUUACAUGUGUCAAAACCGCAGUUCAUAUACACAAUCAUCAAAUGGCUUUUAUUUUUGA
Adineta steineri is the source of this 2397-nucleotide messenger RNA. Lineage: Eukaryota; Metazoa; Rotifera; Eurotatoria; Adinetida; Adinetidae. The record is from the annotation of a GenBank genome assembly.